Messenger RNA from Adelges cooleyi (spruce gall adelgid), 1195 nucleotides. RefSeq lists its product as uncharacterized. Bases 167 to 808 code for a protein of 213 amino acids. The transcript is spliced from 3 exons. NCBI's taxonomy places the organism in Eukaryota, Metazoa, Arthropoda, Insecta, Hemiptera, Adelgidae. The record is from RefSeq and is a predicted model, not a curated record.
UAUCACAAAACAUUUAAAAAAAACGGAUUGUUGUUUUCAAGUUUUUACUCUAUACAACGUGAAUCGUGAUACUUUUGAAUUAUUAUUAGUGUUUAGUUUUGCAAUUUCAGUCUUGGCUAUUAUAACACUCACUUCUUGCCGGUUUCACAUUCGAUAAAUAACCGAAAUGGAAUCAAACACGGAACCAAUGUGUACUGAUGAGCCAAUGAGCAGUGUAACCCGUUCUUGUGAAAACAUGAACAUAAGUGUAGCUUUUAAGGAAAUCACUUUAAAAGAUCCUCCUAGAUUUACUAAACUCCGCGAUGCAGUGAACAAUACUUUUGGUGAUAUCGUUAAUUCCGUCAGUCUUGAAGAAUUCAAACAGUUGUUGGGCGAUAUUUCAUUUUUGAAAAACAAACAGAAUAUGACAAGGCUUUUUUCAACACUAAAGACAAACAUCCAUAGUACUAUGAGCCAACAGUUUGAUGUAAUAGUUCAAGAUGAAAAUGUACCAGAAAUAUUUGCAAAGAAAAACGAAUUAACAAAAGAAGAAGCAGAAAAGUACAUCAUCGAUGACGAUUCAUUGAAAAUAAUGGAAUUAGAAGAAUCUUUAGUCAAGCUUAACAGACAAAUAGCUGAACUAGAAGAAUCAAAUGACAUUCUAUUUAAUCAAGAAAAAUUCAAUAAACAACGGUAUAACCAACUGUUAGAAAGACUAGACAAAUUGUUAGAUAGUUGCAAGACUCAAUAUGCAGAUUCUAAUGAACAAAUUAAUCUAAUCCAAAAUGAAUUUGCUAAUUUACUGGGAAAACCUAAAUAUAAAGAUUGAGUUGUUACCUCAAAUACAUUUAAUUCACAUUUAUUAUUAUUUAAAUACUAAGUAACUUUUGAAUUAAACUGUUAUUAUUAAUUUUAAAAAUAAUGAUCUUAUUGUAUAACUGUUAUGAUUUUAUAAAAUGUACAUGUUAUGCUAUGUAAAUGUAAUAGUAUGUUAGUUUCUGAUUUUGAUGACCGUUCAGAAUUCUAGCCCGAGUUUGACAACAAUACUAAUUUAAGAAUAAAACUAAAAUGUCUUAAUACUAAAAAAUAUAUAGUUUAUUAGUUGUUGGGACUGUUAUAUAAUACUGCACUGACAUUAAACAAUAAUUUUAACUAUUUUAGUUUUAAAAAAUUACAGAUUAUUACCGUAAGAACAUAUGUCUUAUUAAAUUUUCAA